AUGCGGGUCGCCUCCGUAUUUGCUCAGCCGUUUGCUGCCUGGCGGGUCUGGGCCCCGCGCCGAGUCUGCCGACGGUGUCUCUCCCAAAAAACGGGCCGUUCGGUUGCUCAGAUGCUCCAGUGGAAGCCGGCCGAGAAGGUCGACGGCGUCGUUGUCAACGGCUAUGUUCGCUCCGUGCGAGCCAUGAAGACUCACCACUUCAUCUCCCUCACCGACGGCUCCUCGCUGGCCCCUCUCCAGGCUGUCGUGCCGGCCGACCAUGCCGAAGGCCUUACUGUCGGUACCGCAGUCCGCCUAACGGGCGCCUGGGUUGCGUCUUCCGGCAAAGCUCAGAGCCAUGAGAUGCAGGUUGAGAAGGUCGAUGUUCUGGGGCCUUCUGAUCCAAAGACAUUCCCCAUCCAAAAGAAAUACAUGACACCGGAUUAUCUCCGAACCAUCCCCCACUUGCGGCCGAGAACCACCAUGAACUCUAUUCUGUUGCGGCUACGCUCCGACGUCAUUGCCUGCCUGACUCAAUACUUUGCAGAUCGUUCAUUCACCCAGACUCAUCCUCCCAUCAUCACGUCCUCUGAUUGCGAGGGCGCCGGUGAGGUCUUCACCCUGAUGCCCGCCAGCGACGCUGCAGCAGCCGAAUCUGGCGACUCGGCCACCACGCGGGCCGCCCAAGAACACUUCUUCCGUUCCAGGAAGUACCUCACCGUGUCAACUCAACUGCAUCUCGAAGCUCUGGCCCAGUCUGUUGGCAAUGUUUGGACGCUCUCUCCCGUCUUCCGUGCUGAAAAGAGCGAUACCUCACGACACCUCAGCGAGUUUUACAUGCUCGAGGCCGAGAUGACCUUUGUCGAUGACCUAGGUCCCGUCAUGGACCUGGCUGAAGACAUGCUUCGCCAUCUGAGCAUCAGUCUUUACAACAGCGCCUCUGUCAACGACCUACUAUCGCGCCCUAAGCAGCUCGGCCAGGACCUAGCCCCAGCAGACGAUGUGCGGCGCCGCUGGGAAGGCUUCAUGCUCCAAAACUGGCCACGCAUCACCUACACAGACGCCAUGAAGGUUCUGAAGGAUGCGGCCGACAAAUUCGAGCAUAAACCCGAUUGGGGCACCGGCCUGCAAUCCGAGCACGAAAAGUAUCUGGCUGAAGUCAUCGGCGGCGGCUCACGACCGGUCUUUGUGACCAACUACCCCCGAGACAUCAAGGCCUUCUACAUGCGGGAAUCCCAAACUCAGCCGAACGGCCCCGAUGCUGCUACUCCCGGCGCCACUGUCGACUGCUUCGACCUGCUGGUGCCCGAGUUCUGCGAGAUUGCCGGCGGUUCGAUGCGCGAGCACCGUCUGGACCCGCUGCUGCAGGCCAUGAAGCGCCACGGUCUCGAGGGCCCCGGCGCCGAGGUACUAAAUUGGUAUGUUGACCUGCGCCGUUGGGGUUGCCCCCCGCACGGCGGCUUUGGCGUCGGCUUCGACCGUCUGCUUAGUUAUCUGUCCGGUGUGCAGAGCAUCCGAGACAUUGUCUCCUUCCCACGGUGGUUUGGCCGCUGUGAUUGCUGA
Molecule: messenger RNA, 1542 nt
Organism: Thermochaetoides thermophila DSM 1495
Lineage: Eukaryota; Fungi; Ascomycota; Sordariomycetes; Sordariales; Chaetomiaceae
Product: asparaginyl-tRNA synthetase-like protein
Exons: 3
Coding region: 1-1542 (513 amino acids)
Biological process (GO): asparaginyl-tRNA aminoacylation
Cellular component (GO): mitochondrion
Molecular function (GO): ATP binding; asparagine-tRNA ligase activity; nucleic acid binding
Source: RefSeq, a predicted model, not a curated record